UUGUAAUUUGUCCGGAGGAAGUUGUGCUAAAGAAAGAGCUAAAGAACUCAAUAAAAUUGAAUAAAGCGUUUAGCGAAAACGAUUAUACUAACGCAUCUGCUGUUCAACGACAACAACGAUUUGCAACGUUUCGCUUUUCAUUCCCCUGCCUGUCAUUCCAAUAAAAUAAAAAAAAACCAAUCAACACAUCAGACUAAAAUCAAUAAUUUAGUUGUGUGCUUUUCGCGGCUUUUUGUGUUUCCUUUUAAAAAACAAUCAAUACCCGAAGAAUGGGCACAGAAACCAAGAGCAACAGUUACACAGGACAGAUUUCAACAAGUGGCGGCAACCCUAAAGUGAUGAAAGAUUCUUUAUCUUUAGUGCAUCCAACAUCAGCGGCGGUUAAGCAACAGCAACAACAACAACAACAGAAUCAACAGCAACAAACGAGCCAAAAUAAUUUGAAUGCAUUUGCAUUAUCAAAUUCAAACUCGAAUUUGUCUGCUGAUAAACGACCAAAGCCAGAGGAUAACAACAUUAAAACGACCAAAGAGCAUUCAAAUGUACCCUUCGUACCCAUAUUUGUAGAAGAAGCCAAUGUAAUUCAAGGUGCUAAGGAUAUAUUGCAAGUAAUCCGACCAAAUUGGGACCUCACUCAUGUUGAUUUUAAGAAAUUCACAGAUGGCAUAACAAAUAAGCUUGUUGGCUGUUUUCACAAUAGUUCCAAGUUAAGCAACAAUGAUAAUGGCGAUUCGUAUCUGUCGAUCAAUAAUGCGCAAUGUAUAUUGCCCGUACAAUCGGCAGAUGAAGAUCCCGUUGUCAUAUUACAGGAUGAGAAUGAUGAGAAAACGGAAACGGAUCGUUAUGCACCAAUACAAUACUCCGAUAACGUAGUACUUGUACGUGUCUAUGGCAAUAAGACGGACUUACUGAUCGAUCGUAAGGCUGAAACGCAAAAUUUUCUAUUACUGCAUACAUAUGGCCUGGCGCCAUCGCUAUAUGCAACCUUUAAGAAUGGUCUUGUCUAUGAAUACGUACCUGGGAAUACAUUAAAUAUGGAAAGCGUACUCUGUCCAGAUAUAUGGCCUCUGGUUGCACGUCGCAUGGCCGAAAUGCAUCGUGUGGUUAAAAAGAAAUGUCCUUUAGAUGCUAAACCCAUGCCAAUGAUUUGGAAGAAAACUCAAAGCUUUCUUGAUUUAGUACCUGAACGAUUUAGUGAUGCUGAAAAACACAAAAGAGUGAAAGAUACAUUUUUACCUAUUGGGAGACUACGCGAGGAGUUUAACAAUUUGUACAAAUAUUUGGAGGCUUUAGAGAGUCCAAUCGUAUUCUCUCACAACGAUCUACUAUUGGGGAAUGUGAUUUACACUAAAAGCAUGAAUACUGUUAAUUUUAUUGAUUACGAAUACGCCGAUUAUAAUUUUCAAGCCUUUGAUAUUGGUAAUCAUUUUGCGGAAAUGUGUGGAGUCGAUGAGGUCGACUACACGCGUUAUCCAAAACGGGAAUUUCAACUUAAAUGGUUGCGUGCUUACCUUGAACAUUAUCUACAGCGUACCAACAUUCAAAAUGAUGAGGUAGAGCUGCUCUAUGUCCAGGUGAAUCAAUUCGCAUUGGCCGCACACAUUUUUUGGACGGUAUGGUCGCUACUCCAAGCCGAGCAUUCCACUAUUGACUUUGACUAUGUUGGCUAUGCAUUUCUUCGUUACAAUGAAUACUUGGCACGCAAGGAUGAAUUUUUAUCAUUGAGUGCAACGAAGAACAAUAAAUGAUUGGUCUAAGCCAGACUCCAGAGCAAUUCCAAAUAUGGAGACUUAUGUGCCCCAGUGAUGUACUUAUAUACAUAUAUACAUAUAUAUUAUAAACUAUGGCUGGCAUUGAUAUAUGUUUGUACAAUCUAUAUACUAUAUAUACACUUAAUAUAUACAAUAGUAUAUGUACAUAUAUAUAUAAAUAACAUGUGUUCACAAAAAUGAGUAACUCCUCAAAUUUAGUGCCGUGCAUUCAUAUCAGCCCUAGUGUAUGCAUAUACAUGUAUGUAUAUACAUAUUAUGAAUUUCUUUAAUUUGUACAUUGAUAUUUGGUAGUCAUAAAUAAA
Drosophila busckii is the source of this 2074-nucleotide messenger RNA. RefSeq names its product ethanolamine kinase (gene eas). Bases 270 to 1748 code for a protein of 492 amino acids. The transcript has 5 exons. Gene Ontology annotation, cellular component: cytoplasm. Gene Ontology annotation, biological process: phosphatidylethanolamine biosynthetic process. Gene Ontology annotation, molecular function: ethanolamine kinase activity. The record is from RefSeq and is a predicted model, not a curated record. NCBI's taxonomy places the organism in Eukaryota, Metazoa, Arthropoda, Insecta, Diptera, Drosophilidae.